UGUCAUAUUGACGUUUUGUAAAAUGAAUACAUCUGCGUCAUAUCUUCUCCAAAACAAACAUAUGAAGAAUAUACACAAGUAUAAAUUGGUCUUGCUUGGAGAACAAAGCGUUGGAAAAACCUCUCUUAUAACAAGAUUCAUGUACGACAGUUUUGAUAAUACGUAUCAAGCUACAGUUGGAAUAGAUUUUCUGUCUAAAACAGUUUAUAUGCAAGAUAAAACUGUUAGAUUACAGCUUUGGGAUACAGCGGGACAAGAGCGGUUUCGUUCUUUGAUACCUUCCUACAUUAGAGACUCAAAUGUAGCGGUGAUAGUUUACGAUGUUACCAAUCAAACAUCCUUCGAACAAACCACGAAAUGGAUAAAAGACGUCCAGAUGGAGAGAGGAGAGAAUGUAAUAAUUGUUCUUGUGGGUAACAAAGUUGAUUUACACGAUUCAAGACAAGUUACACAUGAUGACGGUAAACUGGAAGCUCACCGUCUCGGUGUACUCUUCAUGGAAACAAGCGCAAAAAAUGGCUACAAUGUUCGGUACUUAUUCAGACGAAUAGCUGAAACAUUACCAGACAUUCCUAGCGAAAAAGAUUUGCAGCAUUUUCGAGACGUUAUUCUAGAGAAUAAACUUGAAAGUCCAUCGCAGGAUGAGCAAUGUAUAUGCUGAAAGUUCAUGGCACUGAGGCCAAUAAUGAAAUAAUCUGUUGAAUAUCGAUAUAGAUGCUUACAUCUUCUGUUGUAAUCUGGAGAACUACUAGAAUAAACAAUAAAUAGCUGUGCAAA
This is a messenger RNA of Coccinella septempunctata (seven-spotted ladybird), 777 nucleotides long. RefSeq names its product ras-related protein Rab-6A-like. The record is from RefSeq and is a predicted model, not a curated record. Lineage: Eukaryota; Metazoa; Arthropoda; Insecta; Coleoptera; Coccinellidae. The transcript is spliced from 2 exons. Gene Ontology annotation, molecular function: GTPase activity; GTP binding. The coding region runs from base 23 to 661 and encodes 212 amino acids.